AUGAGUAAUCUAAUAUUACUCAGUGAGUCUAGGACCUCUAUACAAGGGGAUUCCCUAAACUCCAAACACAAACGCCGCGGGCUUCUAACCCCGCCUGCACCUGCAAUGAGGCGCCUAGGUGCAUUAGCCACAUUCUCUGCCCACGCCUGUGAAGGUUCACGCUCAUCCGGAAUCACACAGAAACUAGAUGAACGCCUUCACCCGGGCACUACAGUCCAUCGCGGUACCCGGUUCAUCCUUCCAUCUAUUGGCCUUACUGGCGCACCAUGCCAAUGUCUGGUUGGAUCCCAUAUCGUCAUAUGGUACCAUACUCGGCCAAGGCAGCUGACCAGGUUAUCCUCCGAGUCUUCCUCCCUUCAUGCACAGCCUCCACGCUGCCAAUCCGGUUGGGCUCUGACGUGCGAGAAUGCGCUUGACUACACCUUCCUAGACAACAUGUGGUGCUCUCUAGCUUUGGGAAUGGAAUGGUUUGGACUUGGGGUGGAGGAGCGUAUUUAUAGGAGUUCAGGAGGCUGCCUGGCUUCUUGGGACGUCUCCAGUCAUGUGCAGACACAUGGAGACCUAGCUCUUGAUCCAAUCCGUUUCUUCUCUUCUACACUUGCUUCUCAUCCACUCCUGAAGCUUAUACUCUCUCCCAGUAGCUGGGUGUCUCUCCCUGAUAGAAUUAGGUAUUCUUGGAGUUUAUCCACGCCCUCUCUCCUCUUUAGCAGCUGGUGUCGUUGCCCAAUUGGCUUAGGCUUGCUUCGUCUUCAUUCGGUAGCUGGAUGUUGCUACAUGAUUGGCUGA
This is a messenger RNA of Microthlaspi erraticum, 786 nucleotides long. NCBI's taxonomy places the organism in Eukaryota, Viridiplantae, Streptophyta, Magnoliopsida, Brassicales, Brassicaceae. The record is from the annotation of a GenBank genome assembly.